Messenger RNA from Pseudopodoces humilis (Tibetan ground-tit), 2182 nucleotides. RefSeq names its product ArfGAP with dual PH domains 1 (gene ADAP1). NCBI's taxonomy places the organism in Eukaryota, Metazoa, Chordata, Aves, Passeriformes, Paridae. The record is from RefSeq and is a predicted model, not a curated record. Gene Ontology annotation, cellular component: plasma membrane; intracellular membrane-bounded organelle; cytoplasm. Gene Ontology annotation, biological process: positive regulation of GTPase activity. Gene Ontology annotation, molecular function: phosphatidylinositol bisphosphate binding; GTPase activator activity; phosphatidylinositol-3,4,5-trisphosphate binding.
CCGCCGCCCCCAUGGCGAAGGAGAGGAGCAGGAAGGCGCUGGUGGAGCUGCUCCAGCGGCCGGGGAAUGCGGCGUGCGCCGACUGCGCCGCCCCGGACCCCGACUGGGCAUCCCACAGCCUCGGGAUCUUCAUCUGCUUGAACUGUUCAGGAAUCCACCGCAGCAUUCCCCAGGUCAGCAAGGUGAAGUCGGUGCGCCUGGAUGACUGGGAUGAUGCCCAGGUGGAGUUUAUGGCCUCAAAUGGAAACAACGUAGCAAAAGCAAAAUAUGAAUCUAAAAUGCCACCGUUUUAUUACAAACCAACGUAUCUUGACUGCCAACUGCUGCGGGAACAGUGGAUCAGAGCCAAAUACGAACGAAAAGAGUUCAUCCACAGUGAGAAGCAGGAGCCUUAUUCUGCAGGGUACCGAGAAGGAUUUCUGUGGAAGAGAGGACGUGACAAUGGGCAAUUCUUAAGCCGAAAAUUUGUGUUGUCAGAGAGGGAAGGUGCUCUGAAGUACUUCAACAAAAACGAUGCAAAAGAACCCAAAGCAAUUAUGAAGAUCGAACACCUAAAUGCGACUUUCCAGCCUGCAAAAAUCGGGAACCCCCACGGACUGCAGAUCACUUACUUGAAGGACAAUAGCACAAGGAACAUCUUUGUCUAUCAUGAAGAUGGCAAGGAAAUCGUGGAUUGGUUCAACGCCAUCCGGGCAGCACGUUUCCAUUACCUACAAGUGGCAUUCCCUGGAGCCAGUGACUCUGAUCUGGUGCCAAAGCUUUCUAGAAACUACCUGAAGGAAGGAUACAUGGAGAAAACGGGGCCAAAGCAAACAGAGGGAUUCAAGAAGCGAUGGUUCACCAUGGAUGACCGACGGCUCAUGUAUUUCAAAGAUCCCCUGGAUGCCUUUGCGAGAGGGGAGGUUUUUAUUGGGAGCAAGGAAAACAGCUACAAGGUGCUGGAAGGGCUCCCACCAUCCACGCAGGGGAACCACUGGCAGCACGGGAUAACCAUCGUCACCCCGGACCGGAAAUUCCUCUUUGCCUGUGAGACAGAGGAUGACCAGCUGGAGUGGAUCACCACCUUUCAGAAAGUCAUCAGCCGGCCCAUGCUGCCUCAGGAAUACGCAGUGGAAGCCCAUUUCAAACAUAAACCUUAGCUGGGACUGGCUGGGCAGACCUGAGGAGGGAGCUUCUGUUUACAACACAACAUGGUUUUAUUUGAAAUGUUAAAAAUAAUUCAUAAUAACAGUAAUAAUAAUAACAAUAAUAAUACUUCCCUUUCCCCUCAUCAUUCACUUGAUCAUGUCGGAAGGGCGGCAGUGGAAUGUCAGAGAAGAUCCUGGUCCAACUUGAACUUCAUCUCUGUGGCUGCUCUGUGGGAUGGGACAGGUGGUCCUGCCACCCCAUCACCCCACACCUGCUGGGAGGGGUGCCCCACCCAGCUUCACCAGGAUGGCAGAGACUGUUGGUGGCACAUCCCAGGGGCAGCUGGGACUUUUCCCCAUAUUCAGGUCCCUGGCUGCUGGAGCUGAGCAUCCCCACACUCAGAUGGCUGCCAGCCCUUUCCAGGGGGGCUGCAAGUCCCCAGGAGGUGACAUCCCUGUGGGAUGGGAAACAGCCUGGAAACACAGGACGUGGUGCUGUGCAAAACAGCUGAGCCUGCCGGGGUAAAUGAUAAGUAAAUUAUCCCCUGGGGACUGGUGGUGAUGCUGUACCUGGAGAGGGUCAAAUAGGAUUUAGAAGUAGAGGAAAAGGGCAUCAUCAGCCUGGUUAUGUUAACAAAGGGCAGGGAGGGGGGGCUGCAAGGGAGACACCAAUCCGUGAGGUGAUGCUGGAGGAGCAGAGCUUUGGGGGCCAGGCCUGUGUUUGGCUCCUGGGUCAUCCCUGUUCCGUGGUCUGGGGGGCUUUGCCCCGUUUGGGGAGCCUGGUAUGCAGCUGGGGGGGGUUGAGCUUUAUCUGCAGUUUUGCUCGUGGGCACCAUCAAAGCCUGUCCCAGCUCACUCUCAGCAGGCACAUCCCUUCUCCAGACUUGGUGGUUGCACUUUUCCCCCAAUAAUUAAAUUUUUUUUCGUUGAUUUUUCCUUUCCUGCCAAAAAAAAAAAAAAAAAAGCAAAAAAAAUUUAAAAAAAAGUGAGGAAAAAUUAAAAAAAAAGCUGCUUGAAGUGACGUUUCAGUUUCAGCGCGGUGUUGAGCACUGUAA